AUGGUCAAACUUUACCACACUCAUGAACUCUCACCAAAACAAUGUUCUUCAAUGCUAGUCCAAACCAUAGAUGCACCUCUUCCCUUGGUAUGGUCUUUGGUCAAAAAAUUCGACAAGCCACAAUGCUAUAAGAACUUCAUCAGCAGCUGCACUUUACUUUCUGGUGAUGGUGGUGUUGGGAGUAUAAGGGAAGUCACGUUAGUUUCUGGAUUUCCUGGUAAAAAAAGCAUAGAAAGGUUCGAUUUUCUUGAUGAUGAAAUGCAUGUUUGUGUGUUCAGUGUUGUUAAUGCCGAUCACAGUUUCUUGAACUUCAAAUCUACUAUCACUUUGCAUGAAGAAGAAGAAGAAGAAGAAGAUGAUGAUGGCGGCAAAGUAUUGAGCAGUACUGGGAAGAGUACAGUGGCUAUUGAGUCUUAUGUUGUGGAUUUUCCUGAAAAUAGUUGUAAAGAUGAUACAUGUGAGGUGACUGAUAAUAUCUUGAGAUGGCAACUUAGAUCUUUAGCCUGGGUAGCUGAAAAUAUGGCUAUUUCUGGAGUUUCUUCUUUGGAUUUGAAGAAAACAUGA
Messenger RNA from Nicotiana tabacum (common tobacco), 564 nucleotides. RefSeq names its product abscisic acid receptor PYL11-like. Gene Ontology annotation, biological process: abscisic acid-activated signaling pathway. The record is from RefSeq and is a predicted model, not a curated record. Gene Ontology annotation, cellular component: cytoplasm; nucleus. Lineage: Eukaryota; Viridiplantae; Streptophyta; Magnoliopsida; Solanales; Solanaceae. Gene Ontology annotation, molecular function: abscisic acid binding; protein phosphatase inhibitor activity; signaling receptor activity.